Molecule: messenger RNA, 310 nt
Organism: Austrofundulus limnaeus
Lineage: Eukaryota; Metazoa; Chordata; Actinopteri; Cyprinodontiformes; Rivulidae
Product: mitochondria-eating protein
Biological process (GO): mitophagy by internal vacuole formation; mitochondrial protein catabolic process
Cellular component (GO): mitochondrial outer membrane
Source: RefSeq, a predicted model, not a curated record
GUACCGUCGCAGCUUCAACUCUGAGUUCACCGCUCCUCUGGUCAUGUACCACGUGUGGCCGGCCUUGACCCAAGGAAACACUGUGGUUGUGAAAGGCGAGGCUGUGACCAGGAGAGGAGCUCCGUGGAGAAGAUGCAGGAGCAGGAGUGUCAGCCCUGUACGCUCUCGGUCCCUCAGCCCGACUUACAGUCUUAAAGUGAGCAGUAAAAGAAGCCUGUCUCCUGAGCCCCUCACAUCGAGCCACCUGUAAGUCUCGGCCCACCUGGACUGUCAACAAUUAAAGAAAUUCUUUUUGUUCGUCAUACAAACC